This is a messenger RNA of Colletotrichum chrysophilum, 2316 nucleotides long. RefSeq names its product tRNA-dihydrouridine synthase 3 (gene DUS3). Gene Ontology annotation, molecular function: metal ion binding; tRNA dihydrouridine synthase activity; RNA binding. Gene Ontology annotation, biological process: tRNA processing. The record is from RefSeq and is a predicted model, not a curated record. NCBI's taxonomy places the organism in Eukaryota, Fungi, Ascomycota, Sordariomycetes, Glomerellales, Glomerellaceae. The coding region runs from base 1 to 2316 and encodes 771 amino acids. The transcript has 3 exons.
AUGGAGAGCCACGACGAGUCCGACCAGCGCGCUUCGAAGCGUCUUAAGGUGGACGACUCCUCGGCGCAGGUCGGCGGCGUCCAGGAUGCAUCUGCCGCCGUCGUGACCGAGGCGCAGGCCCCGAGUGAGGAGCGUGUCGCUGUCGAUGAGGCUACGAAGCGUGUGGAGCCAAUUGCCGCGAAGGAGAACGGUGAGAAGGCGGCGGAGGUGAGCAAUGGUGAUGUCGCUAUGGCCGAUGCGCCUGCCGAGAAGAAGACGGACGACAAGGAAAAGAACGACAAGAAGACCGACGACAGGGACAGGUCACGUGGCACUGCUCCCAUUAAGGCUGAGUUUCUGAUCCACAAGGAGAACCAGUCAAGAGAUCAGGAUGAGGUCGUUGAUGAUGACGACGCCGCUGAGGGCCGUGGUGAGGGUAACGAGCAGAAGGGAGACGCUCGCGACAACCGCGACAAGAAGAAGAAGCGCGAGAAGCGUGAGAAGGGUCAGAACAAGGAGCGUAGUUUCGGCCACUUUGACGAUGCCCUCCGUCUCUGCAACAGCCGUGCCUGCACCUCUGAGUUCUCUCCGCGCGAGUGCAGAUUCGGUGACAGAUGCAACCUCGUCCACGACCUGCGCAAGUACCUUAAGGAGGGUCGCCGCGAGGAUCUCGACACCUUCGCAGGCAAGUGCCCUGUCUUCGAGGAGUGGGGCAUCUGCCCUUCCGGCUGGAAGUGCCGUUUCGUCAAGAGCCACAUGAAGGAAGUCGAGCACGAACACGGCCGCAAGGAACUUGUUCUGGUGGAGGAACCCAAGAAGACUACUGGCGAUGCUCCUGUUGAGGCUGGACGUGAAGAUCUCAGGCCGGGUGUUUAUAACAACACCGAGAACCAGCUCAAGAUUGACCUCAGCCGCAAGCGGAUUGACUUCACCGAGACGGACAAGUACAUCACUUGGAUGAACAAGGACACGAGGUUGGGCGAUGAGUUCCACCAGCGCCGCAAAGAUCAGAGGAUUGGCAACAAUGACGACUUGCGUGCGCAGUACGUCGAGCCGCCCCUGAAGCCGUCUGAGAAGCGCAGGCUUUACUUCGGCAAGGAGACGCCCGCCCUGGCGCCCCUGACUACCCAGGGCAACCUUCCCUUCCGUCGACUCUGCGUCGAUCUUGGUGCUCAACUGACCUACUCCGAGAUGGCUCUGGGCAUGCCCCUUGUCCAAGGAGUAAAGAACGACUGGGCCCUCAUGAAGGCUCACGAAAGCGAGAUCAGCCCGCCUAAGGUCAACCCUGAGAGCGCCAGCAUUGUGAAGGGCUACGACAACUCCCGCGAUCUGAAGUUCGGUGCUCAGAUCUCUGGUAACCAGGCCUGGCAUUGUGUCAAGUCUGCCGACCUCCUCAGCAGAUUUGUCCCUCACCUGCGUCUCAUUGAUCUAAACUGCGGCUGCCCUAUUGACAUGAUCUACAAGUCUGGUGGAGGCUCUGCUCUUCUGGAGUCCCACGGCAAGCUUGAGCGCAUGGUUCGCGGCAUGAACACGGUCUCUGGAGAGAUCCCCAUCACGGUCAAGCUUCGCACCGGCGUCAAAUCCAACCGCCCCACGGCCUCUUCCAUCAUCGGCAAGCUCGCCUUCGGCUCCCGCGAGAACCGCGAACGUGCAGGUGCUCCUGGUUGCGCCGCUAUCACCCUCCACGGCCGCAGUCGCGAGCAGCGCUACACCAAGAAGGCCGACUGGAGCUAUAUCGCCGAGUGUGCCGUGAUGAUCAAGGAUUACAACGAGCAGAAGGACAAGCUCACCGAUACGGCUCGGGAGCCUGACGAAUCCACCCUUCCCAACUCCAAGGACGGCCGCAUGUUCUUCCUCGGCAACGGUGACUGCUACUCCCACAUUGAGUACUAUGAGCACAUCGAGAAGGCCAAGGUCGAUACUAUCAUGAUCGGUCGCGGCGCCCUCGUCAAGCCGUGGCUGUUUGAGGAGAUCGAGAAGGGCCAGUACCUCGACAAGUCGGCCACGGAGCGUAUCGCCUACGUCGAGAAGUUUUGUAGAUUCGGCAUGGAGGCCUGGGGCACGGAUGAGCUGGGCAUAGGAUUCACCCGCCGCUUCCUGCUCGAGUGGCUCUCCUUCGCGCACCGCUACGUUCCUCUCGGUCUGCUGGAGCACCUCCCUCCCGACCUCAACGACCGCCCGCCUGCGUACCACGGACGCAACGAUCUGGAGACCCUUCUUGCCAGCAAGAAUUACCGCGACUGGAUCAAGAUCAGUGAAAUGUUCCUUGGACCUGCUCACCCUAACUUCACCUUCCAGCCCAAGCACAAGUCCCACGCCUACGAGGCCGAGGGUUAA